Carassius gibelio (silver crucian carp) is the source of this 2071-nucleotide messenger RNA. RefSeq names its product integral membrane protein GPR137. The transcript is spliced from 8 exons. The record is from RefSeq and is a predicted model, not a curated record. Gene Ontology annotation, biological process: positive regulation of TORC1 signaling. Bases 571 to 1689 code for a protein of 372 amino acids. Lineage: Eukaryota; Metazoa; Chordata; Actinopteri; Cypriniformes; Cyprinidae. Gene Ontology annotation, cellular component: lysosomal membrane.
UCGAGAUAGCGGAACUCUCUCCGUUCCUCUUUCCUCUCACGUUAAAACAUUUUAAUCUUUAAAACCCUUCAGUACUUCUAAAAUUUAAGUGAGGAGGAAGUCCGAUAAGUGGGCGUUCCCUGUGGUGGGUGUGGUUUCGCAGGAGCAGGAAGACUCCUUUGUUUACGUUUUUCACAUAGCAUGUGACGUUACAGCUAGACGUCGCCAACAGCGAUGAGUCGGUUUGAUAACGCAGUGCAUAAACAAGUGAUGAGGAAAAGGAUUUAUCGGCUUUGUUAAGUCGAUUACAUGGUUUUAGUCUACUGUAAGGACUCAUUGAUUGAUUGAUUCGGGGAAUUCUGAGAAAAGACACUGCAGACGUUUCAUCGUGUAGUUUGAUCUUGGCUUCAUCAUAUGUGACAGAAUAUCACAUAGUAACUGAUGGUGCACCGGAAUCUCGUUUUUCCUUUUUCUUGAUAUGAUUUAUCUGAUUUUAUUUCAGUUUUGCUUUAUUUUAUUUGAAAGCUUUGGUCUAUUUUGAUCAUUUUAACCUUUUUUUUUUUCCUUUUUUUUCUUACAUCUAUCAUCAUAAUGCACAUUCCGGUUCCACCUUCGCCCAUAAAACCCGCCGUGGCCCCAUCAGUACAGCUGGGGGUCACGGUUCUUUACACUUGUCUUUAUGGGGGUUUGUUUUUAGUCGUAUACGUUCAGCUUUGGUUGCUGUUACUCUACCGGCAUAAGCGAUGGAGCUACCAGAGUAUUUUUCUGUUUCUUUGCCUGUUCUGGGCAGCGCUUCGCACAGCACUCUUCUCGUUUUAUUUUCAUAAUGCCCUUGCGGCCAACCUCCUGCCCACUCCAGUCUACUGGCUCCUUUACUGCUUCCCAGUGUGCUUACAGUUCUUUACCCUGAGCCUCUUCAACCUUUACUUCACUCAGGAGCUGCUCAAAGUUAGAAGCGUAUUCAGUGUUGAGCCCAGGAAAGGACUAUGGGUGGCACGGUGUGUGUAUGCCAGCAUGAGCGUCAUCUUCCUGUGUGUCAAUAUAGUUUGCGCAAGCCUCGGACAGCAUGGCUCUUCCGAUGGAGCUGGAGACAAUACUUGGAGGCUGGUUCUGGUUCGGGUGCUGGUUAAUGACCUGCUAUUCAUUCUAGAAGCUGUGUGUCUGGCCACGUCUCUGCUCCUCUUAACUCGGUCCUCGCACCCUACCACUCCUUAUACACGCAGUAAGGGGCUUUGUCGGACUGUGGUGCUGGGGGCAGGUGUCAUCUUGCUCUUCUCUAGCAGGGCAUGCUACAAUCUUGCUGUGCUGGUUUUGUCUCAGAAUCAUAAAGUCGAGGCGUUUGACUAUGACUGGUACAACAUCUCUGAUCAGGCUGACCUUCAGAGUGAGCUCGGAGACAGAGGCUACAUUAUCUUCGGAGCUGUUCUCUUUAUUUGGGAGCUGCUUCCUACCAGCCUGCUCAUUCUCAUCUUCAGAGUUCGCCAGCCUCCUCAAGAAAAGAACUGCAGCCCAGCGAUGUGCAACACACGAGGCUCGCGCUCAUAUUUCUUUGACGAUCCUCGUGGAAUGGAUGACACAGGUGCUCUCUGGAGUCACAGCAUCAAUCCUCACAGCAGCUGGUUUGGAUCCAGUGAGACGACUCCACUCCUCUUCAACCGGACUCCGCAGAGCAACCAGCACCACUCUCUCUACUCCACUCCUCAGACCUGAACGCUACGCAAAGCUGCAGAGAUCUUCUCUGACCUUCUCAGGCGAUAGUACAGCAUUACCUCUUCCUGUGGAGUAGCUCAUUGGGUUUGUUUGCACUAAUAUUCAUCAGAAGCAUCUGUACUUCUGAAGUUGCACCUUGACUUUUGACUAGUUGCUUGUGAUUAAAGGGACCAGUUGGCAAUUUUCUUUAAGGAGUAAAGGAAGAGUUAUAACAUUUACCUUUUCAUCAUUUAUAAGCGUAACCUUAAUAUGUAUUAACAUUAUUUUUGUGCAAAAAGAUGAUAUUCUAUUUUAAAUGGUGCAUACAGAAGCAAUACUUUUGGUACUAACCUUGUGCUCUGAUAUUUGUCAAUUUAUCUGAAUAAAAAAAAUUAUUUAAACA